CAACCUCGGGAAGCGCGACCUAAAUCACCUAAACCCCCGCCACAUACAAAUCCAGUUGCCUCGUUUUCAUUUCAUAAAUAAAACCAAACCAAAUUUCAUUUCUAUCGCCAACCUCAAACCUGUUCCACACUUGGACUCAAACUCUGCAACUUCGAAUUAACCCAGUUUCCAAUGGCGGCCAAAGAACCGCAGAUAAUCAGAGACAAGAACCAGAUGAGGAACUGGUCAAGAGCCAUGAGAUCCCAAGGCAAAACCAUCGGCCUCGUACCCACCAUGGGCUACCUCCACGACGGCCACCUUUCCCUCAUCAGAGAAGCCCGCACGCACUCCGACGUAAUCGUCGUCUCCAUCUACGUCAACCCAGGUCAGUUCUCCCCCUCCGAAGACCUCUCCACGUACCCUUCUGACUUCCACGGCGAUAUCCAAAAGCUCAUGUCUGUUCCUGGCGGCGUUGACGUUGUUUUCAAUCCUCAUAAUCUCUACGACUAUGGAACCAGCACGAGCACGUCGGUGAGUGACGUUGAAGGAGCAAAAGCGGUGUCUUGUGUGGAGGAGAAGGGGUUGGGGCAUGAGACUUGGGUUAGAGUUGAGAGACUGGAGAAGGGUAUGUGUGGGAAGAGUAGGCCUGUGUUUUUCAGAGGGGUUGCUACUGUUGUCACCAAGUUGUUUAACAUAGUAGAGCCUGAUGUUGCUCUGUUUGGGAAGAAGGAUUAUCAGCAAUGGCGGAUUAUUCAGCGUAUGGUUCGGGAUCUUGAUUUUUCUGUUAGAGUGAUUGGUUCUGAUGUAGUGCGUGAAAACGACGGCCUGGCUAUGAGUUCACGAAAUGUGCGCCUCUCACCUCAAGAACGGGAAAAGGCACUAUCUAUAAGCAAAUCACUAUCAAGAGCUAGAUGCUCUGCAGAAAAGGGUCAUAUUAGUUGUAGGGAAUUAACAGAUUCAGUCAUCGAAGAGGUCAAUGAAGCCGGUGGAAGGGUUGAUUAUGCUGAGAUUGUUGACCAAGAAAGUUUGGAGCCAGUUGAAGAAAUAAGAAGUUCUGUUGUGUUCUGUAUCGCUGCUUGGUUUGGCACGGUCAGAUUGAUAGAUAAUAUGGAGAUCAAAUUAUGAAUCUGAUGUCCUACACCUCAAGGAAACAAUUCCACAUGUUAAGUUCAUUUUCUCUCCUCCCUCCGGCCAAGCCAUUUGAAGGGAAUAUCUCUCAUGUUUUGAUACACAGUAAAAAGAGCAUGAGCACAAGUACGUUCUCUUACAACAUUUAAUUGGUCUCUACAUUUACAGGAAGAACUUAUCGUUAUUGGAAUAUUUUGUUGAAUUCUGGUUGGGGAACAUUUCAGGAACAUUUACAGAUUUACUUCUUAGUUAACACACAAGUUCUCUUUAGUUGUUUUCUUUCUUGUUUGGGAUGGAGCUAAACACAGCCCAGGGAAAUAUAUGUUGAGAAUUCUACAAACCUCAGCUAUGUCCCCGAUUUAUCGACCAGGAGUAUAGUUCUCAAGAACUUCUAUUCCUAAAUUCUUAUGAUGGUCUGUAUUUGCACAUCAUAUUAGGUCACUAAUAGGUUGUCCUUUCAUCAAAUGCCGAUGGUUAUUUAUACAACUAUUGUUGUACGUGAGCAAUGCCUCAGGAGGUAAGGUUCCGAACUGAAGGACAGUCGUGAACACUUUAAACAACUUUUGGUCUCAAUUCCGGCAAGAGAAACUGCCAACUACAGGUUAGAAACUUAGAAUCACUCAGA
Molecule: messenger RNA, 1732 nt
Organism: Argentina anserina (silverweed cinquefoil)
Lineage: Eukaryota; Viridiplantae; Streptophyta; Magnoliopsida; Rosales; Rosaceae
Product: pantoate--beta-alanine ligase
Exons: 4
Coding region: 172-1104 (310 amino acids)
Biological process (GO): pantothenate biosynthetic process
Cellular component (GO): cytosol
Molecular function (GO): pantoate-beta-alanine ligase activity
Source: RefSeq, a predicted model, not a curated record